Messenger RNA from Ostrinia nubilalis (European corn borer), 1125 nucleotides. Its product is annotated as zinc finger protein 581-like. The transcript is spliced from 8 exons. Gene Ontology annotation, biological process: regulation of transcription by RNA polymerase II. The coding region runs from base 1 to 945 and encodes 314 amino acids. NCBI's taxonomy places the organism in Eukaryota, Metazoa, Arthropoda, Insecta, Lepidoptera, Crambidae. The record is from RefSeq and is a predicted model, not a curated record. Gene Ontology annotation, molecular function: RNA polymerase II cis-regulatory region sequence-specific DNA binding; DNA-binding transcription factor activity, RNA polymerase II-specific.
AUGCUUACAAGAAAACAACAACUCAUCAAUCGCGGCAUUGGCGACGUCUCCGACAGUUCAACAUGGCAGACCCUAGGCGGGGGCGUGGCGGACUACCUUUCCGCCUUACCUCUGCCGCUACACCACCUGCUCAAAUACUCCACGCCGGCCAACGAGUGCAAGCGGGAAGAGCAACCCACCAUCGUCACAGUCACUAACGCGCUGCCUUCCAUAUCUACUAUUGCUACGUACGCCAAGCUGCCGUCGGCCGCCGCCGACAAGCGGCAGGAGCAUCACAACGUGGUCACCGUCACCAACGCGCUGCCUCCCAUAUCCACCAUCGCCACGCAACUGCCCUCGCAUUCUGUAAGCAGCGUCGUGGUACAGACAGCUCCAGUAGUGACCCAGGUGCUCGCCGCCCCGGCUUCCCCCACACCAGCCAAGAAGAAGAAAAAGAAGAAAUCAACUAAGGAGAAGCAGCCCAGGCCGAAGCCAGGGGAGAUCAGGAUCACUACUGCUUUGGUUUCGCUUGCAGAUGGAAGCACCCUGUACUGCUGCCCCGAGUGCCAGAUGGCGUAUCCCGAGCGAGAAUUGCUUGAGCAGCAUUUACUUGGACACACUAUGGAGAGGAGGUUCAUCUGUGACAUCUGCAACGCGGCACUGAAGCGCAAGGACCACCUGACGCGGCACAAGCAGUCGCACAACCCGGAGCGGCCGCACGUGUGCUCCGUCUGCCUCAAGGCCUUCAAGCGCAAGGAGCAGCUCACGCUGCACUUCGUCAUCCACUCGGGCGAGAAGAGGCAUGUCUGCAACGAGUGCGGGAAAGGUUUCUAUCGCAAGGAUCAUCUACGCAAGCACACUCGCUCGCACAUCGCGCGGCGCGUGAAGGCAGAGUUGUCUGCAGGCGCUAAUUCAGACACCACGACGACCCUGGAUGCGUCAGACACCGCGUCGGCGCCGUCCUGACCAGACUCGCCCGACUGCGACCGCCCGGACCUGAUGUCGCUCAUACAAGCCGCCAAGGACGGCUUCUGAUCACCAGAGCAUGCCCCAACCGUCUGCAGCUACAAAUGACGUUACUCACGCAUAAACAGACCCAUGGUUCGUGUAUGAAUAUCUUUAACGCUAUGACACAAUAAUGAAUGA